Molecule: messenger RNA, 2775 nt
Organism: Paramecium tetraurelia
Lineage: Eukaryota; Ciliophora; Oligohymenophorea; Peniculida; Parameciidae
Exons: 3
Biological process (GO): protein phosphorylation
Molecular function (GO): protein kinase activity; ATP binding
Source: RefSeq, a predicted model, not a curated record
AUGAAAUAUCACUAAUUGUCAAAUUGCUAUGUAGAAGCUAAAACAAAAGAAUAUCAGAAUAGGAGAUUUCUGCUAUAGUAACAUCUUGGUUCUGGCUCAGAAGGUGCAGCUUAUCUUGCUAAUGCCGAGAAUUGGGGCAAUAAUCCUUAAUAAGUUGUAAUUAAAAUACAAAAGAACAUGAAAGCUAAUGAGAGAGAUUUUCUAAUAAAACUAAUAUAAUACUAAAACUAGUACGAGAAUGGAAACAAUUUGCAAUAUUAACCAAGCCAACUAAUAAAAAUAUAUGACUUUUUUGAAUGGAAAGAAAAUCAAUGCAUUAUAAUGGAAGUUGGGUAAGAAAAUUUAUAUGAAUACAUUGGUAAUAAAAUGGAUUUAUCAAUGGAAUAAAGAGUAAAAAUUUGUUUUUAAAUCUGUCAACCAAUAUAUUUUUUACAUUCAUAGAAAUUAGUCCAUCGGGAUAUUAAACCUGAAAAUUACAGUAAGGUAGGAGACAUUUUUAAACUUAUUGACUUUGGCUUGAUUAGGGGUUCCAUAUCUGACAACAAAACAUAAUAAGUUAGUAGUGCCAUUUUUCAAGCACCAGAAAUUUUAGAAAAUAGUAGUUCAUAUACAGAAAAAGUUGACAUCUGGUCUUUGGGCUGCGUUUUUUAUGAAAUAUUAUCAACUUAACCAUUAUUUGAUGGAUAAACUAUCCAGUAAGUUCUGACUAGUAUAAGGAAUCAUAAAAAUUAGCCAUUUAUUACUAAUAAUAAAAUCAAAAACUUAAAAAUUUCAUCAGAUGUUAAGGAAAUUUUAAUUAAAAUGAUCUAGUAUCAAGAUCAUGCUCGACCUACAAUAGAAUGGGUUUAAUAAAAAUUAAAAUAAUAGAUCAAUACACCACCCUUCCAAAAGUAUAAGUAAAUUAAUGAGUUAAAUUUUAAUUCAGUAAUAAGCGAAAAGAUCUAAGAUUUGUAGCCAAGUCAAAUCCCAUUUUAUUUAGAUUAAUAAGCUAUUACUGAGUGCAACACUGUAUUUGAGAAAUUGAUAAAGGAUGGGUAGAAGUAAUUUAUAGAUAUCUUAAACAACUAGAAUUAGGGAUACAAAAGUACUAUUGCUAAGUUAUAAACUGAUUAUCAAGCUUAAAAUUAAGUGAAUUAAAAUAAGAUUAAUUAAUAGAAUGAUGAAAUAAAUGAAAUGAUAAAAUAAUUAGAAAAUUUAAAGUAUAAUAUAGAAGAAUUAAGAAAAAAAAGAACUUAUGAAACGAACAAAUUUGAAUAAGAUUAUUAACUUCUGAGGUCAGAAUUUGAACAAUUUUAAUAGAAAAGUAAGUAAGAAGAAGAAAAAUUUAAUACGGAAAAUAAUCAACUAAAAAGUAAUAUAUAGGAAUUUGUUGAAAAUUUAAAUAAAGCUAAUUAAUAUUCAUAAAGAUAAAAGAAGGAGAACGAAAAUAUACAAUAAGAAUUUCAAAAAUUAUAAAUUUAAAAUUAAAAUUAUUAAAUAACAAUUCAGGAGCUCUAAGUUAAUCUAAAAGAAGCAAGUAAUCCUAUAAAUCAAUCUAAAAGUUUAAUGGAGUUCAUUUAGAAUUUAUAUCAACAUUAGAAGAUACCAAUACAAGAAUAAAUCUUUUCUUAAAACAAUGAAGAUAAAUCUCGAGAUUGUUUAAAUUUAUCAUAAAAUGUCAAUUUAUUUGAUUCUGAAAGAUAAAUCAACUCACACAUGAAAUAAAAACAAUUCAGUUUGCAACAAAUUAAAUAAUACACAUCGAUAAUACUUUAUGAUUUAAUAAAUUUAUUAUCAUAUUAGGUUUCUGCAAAUUAUCAUAAUAUCAAUAAUGAUUCAAGUAAUUAAGAAUAAACUUAAGAUGAAUAAAAGCUCAAUUAACCUAUAACACAAUCAUAAGAUUAUCCAAAAUAAUAAUAAUUAAAAGGUCAAGAAGGUAAUAUUGCAAACAUUGAAUAAUAAAUUAUUGAAUCUUCUGAAGAUGGUAUAAGUUAAAAUUUAGAAUCAAUAUAGGAAUAUAAGGAUCAUAUAGAAAAUUUAAAAAAUGAAUUAUUGAAAUAAGUUAAUUAGUAUAAUUAAUAACACAAAGAUCAAAUAAAUGUAUUAAAUAAAGAAAUCUCAGAUUUGAAAAACCAAAUAGAUAUUUUAAAGUUGAACUUUAUUAAAGAAUAACAAUAAUCAAAUGAAUAAAAUAUUAGAAUAGAAAAUAGAAACAAAGAUUUAUCAAAGUAAUUAUAAGAUUUAACGAAAUAAUUAUAAGAAUCAAAGGAAGCCAAUUAAAAAAUAGAAGAUAACAAUAAAGAUUUAACAAAAUAAUUAUAAAAUAAAUCAAAUGAAUUAUAAGUAUCUUAUGAAAACAAUAUUAAAAUAGAAAAUAGCAACAAAGAUUUUACAAAAUAAUUAUAAGAUUCAUAAUAGCAAUUAAAAGAAUUUAAAUAAAUUAGUAUAAAAGAAAAUUAAAGUUUGAAAUAAGAGUUAGAAAAUCUGUAAAAGAAAACUUAAGAAGACAAAGUAAGGCAAGGGAAGGAAGUUGAUGAAUUAAAAAGAACAAUAAAAGAGCUUCAAGAAAAAGAUAAAAAAUAAAAUUUAGAAAUCUCAACUCAAAAUAAAACAUUAUAAGAAUUCGAGUAGCAAAUUAAAUCUGUACAAAUAAAACUAGAUUAAGAAAUGAUCCCUUUAAAUAAAGUUAAAGCCUUAACUGAUUUCUUUAGAAACCCUUAAAAUCUAAAGGAAUUUUCUGAUAAGUAUUUCAAAGAAUAUAUGCAAUUAGUGGAAAAUAUAAAUUCAUGUUGUUGA